This is a messenger RNA of Helianthus annuus (common sunflower), 969 nucleotides long. RefSeq names its product protein LIGHT-DEPENDENT SHORT HYPOCOTYLS 1. NCBI's taxonomy places the organism in Eukaryota, Viridiplantae, Streptophyta, Magnoliopsida, Asterales, Asteraceae. Bases 277 to 762 code for a protein of 161 amino acids. The transcript has a single exon. Gene Ontology annotation, cellular component: nucleus. The record is from RefSeq and is a predicted model, not a curated record. Gene Ontology annotation, biological process: mRNA transcription; response to light stimulus.
CCACUUAUAGCUCUCUCUCUCUCUAGCCAGCAGCCACCAAUACCUUUCCCUUUCUUGCAAAAUGCCCUUCUUUCCUCAUCAUCUACACAACUAUUUUUACCACUCAUGAUCAUUCCUUUGUGUAACCAAACUAAAAUCAUCUUUUUGGCUUAAUCUAUAGCAACCAUUUAGUUGAAUCAUUUGUGCAAGUUUGAAAUAGAACCCUCUAUAGUAAAAAACCCUAGAAAACCCAAUAAUAAAACUAGAUCAUAUGGAUCUAUGAUGUGAUUACCAUCAAUGGACUCAACAAACACUUCAUCUUCUUCGUCUUCUCCAAGCAGAUACGAGAGCCAGAAGCGUCGUGAUUGGGACACAUUCGGGCAGUACCUAAGGAACAACAAGCCACCCCUUUCAUUCCCAGCCUUUAACCCUAGUCAUGUGCUUGAGUUUUUGCACUAUCUUGACCAGUUUGGAAAGACCAAAAUCCACAUCCAAACAUGCCCUUAUUUUGGAGUACCGAACCCACCUACAGCUUGCCCUUGUCCCUUCCGUCAGGCGUGGGGUAGCCUCGACGCGCUUGUCGGACGGCUAAGGGCAGCUUAUGAUGAGCAUGGGGGCAGCCCGGAGAUUAACCCGUUCGGGGCACCCGAAGUGAGGCGGUUUUUGAGGGAAGUUCGUGACUUUCAGGCCAGGUCAAGAGGGAUUAGCUAUGAAAAGAAGAGGAAAAGGCCUAAGCAGAAGCAGCAGGAGUUGCAAGAGCAAGAGGAUCAACAAGAACCCUAAAAAGGCAAGAGGUCUGUAAUGUGAAUGAAGCAAAUUUAUUAUUGUUAGACUUGUUAUGAGACUUAAGUAUUUGUUUUUGUUUAUGUGGAAACUAUUUAAGUUGUUUCGUUUCAUGAAAAUUGUGUUAGUGUUAUGUACUAUAGUUUUGUUAAAGUUCCAAUGCUGUAAGCUGGAUGGACUUAUCUAAAUUAAUUGCAAAAUUCAUCA